UGUCACUCACCCGUCCUGCCCUAAUGACGUCGAACAAUCACUUCCGGUUACAAGCAGUAGCGUAAAGUACGGAAGAGAUUGCACCAAAACUUUCCCGUUAAGAUUCAUUUUUAGGUCGCUUUUAUUCAUAAAGCAUGGCGUAUCCAGGAUAUAACAAUUUUGGUGGUCCUCCGAUGCCAGGAGUUCCUGCUCAAGGGAUGGCAAUGCCAGGGGUUCCUGCUGCAGGCGGUUACCCAGCACAGCAAUACGGGGGUUACCCGGGGGCCUUUCCUGCUCCUCCGGCCCAGGACCCAAUGUGGAGCUAUUUCACAGCAAUAGCUGGUCAGGAUGGAGAAGUUGAUGCCGAAGAACUUCAAAGGUGCCUCACGCAGACUGGAAUAAGUGGCAAUUACACUCCCUUCAGUUUGGAAACCUGCAGGAUUAUGAUUUCCAUGCUGGAUAGAGAUUACACAGAGAUGGGUUUCAAUGAGUUUAAAGAACUCUUUAUGGUGCUAAACGGCUGGAAGCAGAACUUCGUUAUGGUGGACAGGGACUGCAGUGGAACGGUGGAACCUCAUGAGAUGUCCCAGUGCAUUGCUAACAUGGGGUUCCGAAUCAGCCCUCAAUCUCUGAACGCAAUCAUCAAACGCUACAGCAGGUCAGGAAAGAUCUACUUUGAUGACUAUGUGGCGUGUUGUGUGAGGCUAAGGGCACUUACAGACAACUUCAGGAGGAGAGAUACAAUGCAUCAAGGAAUGGUGAACUUCCAAUAUGAUGAUUUCAUCUUGUGUACUAUGUCUCUCUAAUGGACGUUACAGCCAAGUACAGGAUGCACUCCAGAAAGAGCACUGAAUCACUGAAAGUCCAGAGAAAUACACACACACACACACAUUUUAUAGUUAUAUAAAAUGGGCAUUUUGAAAUUAUUUGUUGAUUUGCCAGUAUAAAGUGUAGUAUGUGAACAUAGGAGUAAAACAUGCAUUUACUCAAAACAGCUUUCAAUAUUUGUGCCAAAGUAGUUGUUUUUUAACAAUCUUUUUCAUAUUCACUGUUUAUAAUGUCAGUGUAUUAAGUUUAAAUGUAAUCACACAUAUUUUGCCAAUAAAACAGUGUAUCUUGA
Puntigrus tetrazona (Sumatra barb) is the source of this 1099-nucleotide messenger RNA. RefSeq names its product grancalcin (gene gca). Gene Ontology annotation, molecular function: calcium ion binding. Lineage: Eukaryota; Metazoa; Chordata; Actinopteri; Cypriniformes; Cyprinidae. The record is from RefSeq and is a predicted model, not a curated record.